Messenger RNA from Zootermopsis nevadensis, 2095 nucleotides. RefSeq names its product cytochrome P450 4C1. The record is from RefSeq and is a predicted model, not a curated record. Gene Ontology annotation, molecular function: heme binding; iron ion binding; monooxygenase activity. NCBI's taxonomy places the organism in Eukaryota, Metazoa, Arthropoda, Insecta, Blattodea, Termopsidae.
UCUACGCUGUGUCUGGUCUUCGCACUCAGUUCAGCUUCGGUCACUGAAUAGGUCUGUCGUGAUCAACACAGCCGUGGGCAGAGGGGCAUCUUCAACGCCUUCUCAUAUUUAUCCGUUGCUGGCACAACAUUUUGUAUUCAAGCAAACAAUUAAACGCGACAAUGGAGGUCACGACUUUGUUGCUGUUUGUCGUCGUCACCGCAGCGUCCAUGUUGUUGUUCUUUCGAGACCCGAGAAGAGCUCGCAUGGUGCGACUCAUCGAGAAGCUGCCUGGACCAUUUGCCUUCCCUAUGUUCGGCACUGCUCUCCCCUUCAUACUGGCGUCGAGGAACAAGAGGAUGAAAUUAUUGGAGGACAGAGUCAACCAGUACCAACCGAUCUACCGUGCCUGGAUUGGGUCUACACCGACGAUCAAUAUCACACGACCUGAACACGCAGAGGCUGUCCUAAACAGCAUCAGACAUCUGGACAAGCCGUUCGCUUACAAGUUCCUGCGCCCCUGGCUGGGAACUGGGCUGCUCACGUCGUCAGGUCAGAAGUGGCACACCCACAGGAAGAUGAUCACGCCGACUUUCCACUUCAAGAUCUUGGACAACUUCGUGGAAGUGUUCUCGGAGAAGAGUAAGAUUCUGGUCACCAAAUUGCAGAAGGAAGUCGGAUCUCAGGGCUUCGACGUGUAUCCCUACAUCACCCGCUGUGCCCUGGACAUUAUCUGUGAAACUGCAAUGGGGACCCCAGUUUACGCUCAAGAAGACUUAGAUUCGCCUUACGUCUCUGCAAUUUACGAUUUGAGUGAGGUCACGAUAUUCCGGAUGAUACGCCCUUGGCUUCACCCAGAUUUCCUGUUCAGACUGAGUUCCGCUGGCAAGAAGUACAAUGAGCGUCUGACACUGCUACACAGCUUCACAAACAAGGUGAUUAAGGAAAAGAAGUCUCUGUAUGCGACCAAGAGCCAAAGGACGGAGGACAAGGGUGUCAGCGAAGACGACGAAAUAGGCAGGAAGGAGCGAGUGGCUUUCCUGGACAUGCUACUAGAUGUCUCUGAAGGAGGCAGGAAGCUGACAGACGAAGAAAUACGAGAAGAAGUGGACACUUUCAUGUUUGAGGGCCAUGAUACGACAAGCGCUGGGAUGUGCUGGGCGCUCUAUAUGCUGGGUCUCCAUCCUGAUGUGCAGGAAAAGGCGUACCAGGAGCAGAAGAGCAUCUUCCAAGGGUCUGACCGCUCUCCAACGAUGAAGGACCUCAACGAGAUGAAAUACCUUGAGAGGGUCAUCAAAGAGACCCUAAGAUUGUACCCCAGUGUUCCGGGUAUUGGAAGAGUUUUGAAUGAAGAUGUUAAGAUGGGUGAAUUCAUAGUGCCUGCAGGCUCCACAGUGCAUCUUCACAUAUACUUCCUCCAUCGGAACCCCGAUCAGUUCCCCGACCCCGAAAAGUUCGACCCGGACAACUUCCUGCCGGAGAGGACAUCAAAGAGACACUCCUACGCCUACAUCCCCUUCAGCGCAGGCCCCAGGAACUGCAUAGGGCAGAAGUUCGCCCUGCUCGAGGAGAAGACGGUGCUCUCCUACAUUCUACGUCACUACAAACUGCGUUCCCUUGACAAGAGAGAGGACGUCGCUCUGUUAAGCGAGCUCGUGCUGAGACCAGAAAAUGGAGUGAGGUUAGGUUUAUCUCUGCGGAAUGUUGGCAUGAAGUGACUGCCGCCAGCGCUCCUAGCGGGGACUGAGAUUCUUCAAAAUGCGCGCACAAAGUAUAAUACCGAACCAUUCGACGACUGUACAUGACCACGAAAACAUUCCGAUGACAUCACGAACAUAAUCGUAGGUUUACAAUUUUGCUGUUGUUAUGUUUAAUCACAUUUUGAAAAUUAUCUCACGCGCUGUUAUUGAUGGUACAGACAUAAUUUGUGAAGUCAUACCUAGUCGCUUUCCCAAUUAAACAGUGCAAUAUACAAAAAAAAAAAUUAUGUUACUGUAAUAAAAUACAUAUAUAAAUAUAUAAAAUACUCAUUUAUCCAGUAUGAAGCUUCUCUGAUGAUGCAUCCUGAUUAUAUUUCUUCGUUCAAUCUUUGUAGAAGUAAAUAUUACGAAACAUC